This is a messenger RNA of Anneissia japonica, 1026 nucleotides long. RefSeq names its product papilin-like. The transcript is spliced from 5 exons. The record is from RefSeq and is a predicted model, not a curated record. Bases 18 to 728 code for a protein of 236 amino acids. Lineage: Eukaryota; Metazoa; Echinodermata; Crinoidea; Comatulida; Comatulidae.
AAGCAACAACGUAAUCAAUGGUUGCAAAAACGGAUUUAACAACAAUGGACACAAUAACGGAAUCAACAUCGGAUAAAUCAAUUAACACAUCAAUGGAUGCAACAACUGAAAACUCAACAACUGAAACAACAACGGGACCAACAAUGUAUGCAUCAAUGGUUGCAAAAGUGGAUAUAACCGGCGCAACAACGGACCUCAUAGCCAAUACAAACACUCCAGAUUCAGUAUCGGAAAAAACAACGGUCACAACGAAGGAAACAGAAACGGAUGAAACAAUUGAAAACUCAGUGUUGGCAACAAUAGAAACAACAACGGAAACAACGUAUACAACCACGGUUGAAAAGUCGGAUAUACCAACCGACGUAACCUCGGACACAAAAACGGACACCAGCAUAACCAAUAUGAACACUCGAGAUCUAACAAGUAAGAAAGGCAUAAUAUGUGUAUCUACAAAAUAUCACAAAGCUACACGAGGUUACUUUACGAAGUUCUUCGACACUGAAAAACAAGAGAUGUGCCUAUUACAACGAAUCAGUUCAGUGUAUAGCUUUGAAGUGACAAGUACCAAAAAAUGCGCCAUUGAAUGCUUGCUAACUGCAGAUUGCAAUGGCUUUGUAAUAUACAACCAUCUACACAAAUUGUCCUGUUCUCUACUGGAUCAAAAUAUCACCGAAACUGGGGUCAUUCAACAAGGUUGCGUUACGUAUAGAAAACAUUUGAUAUAUUAAUGCGCUUUAGAUUUGCUCGACGACGUGACCUUAGAACGGAUUCACUCAUCCGUUACCGUCCUACGUUUUCUGCACAACGUAGAUUCAGCGCCAAACUGCGUUCUAGAAACCCAGACGACAAAGAGAACUCUCGUUCUCGCAUGCACAUAUGACUUUAUGUGACGUCAUUACGUUCGAGGUCCUACCGUCGUCGUGCAAUCGAAGCAUCCUAUUAUUGAGGAAAAUCUAUGUCUAUAUUUUACUGUAAAUAAAAUUUCACAUUCAAAAUACAAUAUAAACUCACUGAAUAUCAUUACUU